This is a messenger RNA of Dendroctonus ponderosae (mountain pine beetle), 2357 nucleotides long. RefSeq names its product general transcription factor 3C polypeptide 5 (gene l(2)37Cd). The coding region runs from base 155 to 1861 and encodes 568 amino acids. The record is from RefSeq and is a predicted model, not a curated record. Lineage: Eukaryota; Metazoa; Arthropoda; Insecta; Coleoptera; Curculionidae. Gene Ontology annotation, cellular component: transcription factor TFIIIC complex. The transcript has a single exon. Gene Ontology annotation, biological process: transcription initiation at RNA polymerase III promoter.
AGAUUUAGUCGCCAUUCCGAUCCUUCAAAGAGUGUUUCGUGUUUGGAGUAGUAAAGAUUAAUGCUAUUGCUGUUUGCCUCGAGUUUUCAAUGUUGUAUGUCGUAAUUAGUUUAUACUUAUUCAGUGUGUAACUGUCGUCAAUUAGCGUAACGUAAUGGCAUCACGUCGAAAAUCUGUUCAGUCUGAGAGUGAUGACCCCAGUGAUCCAGAUUAUGAAAUAAGACCGUCCAAUCACCGAACCAAAUCACUGCCUAAAGAUCAAGUGGGGCUUUUCGCCCCCAACGACACUUUUGUGCAGGAUGAUUUGGACUCUGAUUGUGUGCAUACUUUUGAUAAUAAUACGCUCAUCCGAAUAGAGUAUCCAGGACGUGUGAAGAACAUCGACAAAGCUAUAGAAACACUUGGGGGAAUUGACGAGAUUCAAAGGGCACUUGACGGCAAAAAACUUGAAUUAUGUUUCCAUCCGAAAAGUCAGUACAUUCGAGGAUGCGCUGGAAACGUGGGGCAUAAUGUAGGUUUUCUCUUGAAAGUAAAAAAGGACAAGCAAACGAAAAUACUAUCAUAUGAAGUAAUUGGCGCUGUUGAUACAACUUUUAAGUUUGUUGGGAUGUGUGACUUUCAGUAUCUGCCACUACUCCCCAAAGAUAAACCAGAAUGUAAAGAAUCGGAUGUUGAAUAUUUACAUGACCGAAUAGUACUGGACGAGAUGCCUACCUUGGAUUGGUUCGCAAAGAGUAACCCAGUGUUUUUAACGUGUUCAAGCUAUGCACGUUUUGACCAGCCCCACGGUCGAUUUGAGUCUCAUGCUCCUGAGGUUCUAAACGCAACACUGAGGAAAGAUGCUCCACAGUUAACAGAUGUCAGCAAAAAGAAUUUGAGAACGAAAACUAGCAUAACAACAACCAGAGUUUCAUUGCACAAAAUUGUUAAUAUACCCACGGAACCUCCACCAGGUUCAUUGGACAACAUAACUUCGCCGUUCUUACGGAGUCAACUAAAACUGGUACAAGAACUUUUUGAGUUACGCCCUGUUUGGACCAAACCUGCAGUCUUGGAUAAAACCAACAUGAAUAUUGACACAGCAAAGCUAAUUCUUCCCUGCGUUGCCUAUUAUUGUAUUGGUGGACCGUGGAGAAUUUGUUGGAUCAAAUUUGGAUAUAAUCCUUUCACAGACAUUAAUUCUCGCUUUUAUCAAAUUUUAGAUUUUCGCGUUCGGCACACGGAAGGAAUGCAGCUGAAAGUUAAAGCUAAGCGAUCAGUAAAUAAUAAUUUAACCAAGAGUUUUGCUGCUCAGGAUCUUUCAGAAUUACAUUACACGCUGAGGCCUAAUCAAGUGCCUCUUGCGAGGCAAAUGCUAUACCAAUAUUGUGAUAUCCUACUUCCGGAAGUCCAAGAUAUGCUUGUCAAUCUACCUAAAUUGCCAGCUUCAGGAGAAUUCGAUGCAAAGAAUGGCUGGCUGCCAUUAAACUUUCAUGAGCAAUGCCGCGAAAUUGUGAAUCGCUAUUGUUUUGCUGCUGUGCAGCAGGAGAUGCUAAAAGAAAUACAAACAGCUAAACCCGCUGAAAAACCAGAUAUAGCGACAUACUGUAGCAAAAUGCUAAGCAACAUAAAAAAAGGAAUUUCUCAAAGCAUGGGCGAGUAUCCAAACGCGAUGCCAUCGACUAGUGGAACUAUUGUUGAACAUAUUGAUUUGAGUGAUACGGAAAUAGAUGUUAAUGAAAUGAUGAACAAUCUUCCAGAGAGAUUACCAAAUACUUUUGAAGAGGAAGCAGAUUUUGAUUCUGAUUUGGAUAUUGACAUGGAGAUUGUGGACGAGGUAAAUGAAUUAGUUGCAGGAAUGACAGACAAAAACUUACCAUAGUUAUUGCUCAGUUAUUAAUACAGGUACAUAUAAUAAAUCUCUGAAUCAUUGAUUAGAAAAGACAUAUUUUUUGAUAUAUUAGCAUGUGCUGGUAAUAUGCUUCGGUUACAUCUUACAUUUAUAGAAACAUUUAUAUGAAACAAAAAAGGAUGAAAUAAUAUUUUUGUAUUACUAGGAAAUUGUUUCUAGUUGCUAGGAAAAAAAUCAAUAUUUACUGGUUCAGACUAGAGUGUUAAGAAAAUGUGCCAAACAUAUUAAAAAAAAAUUAGAUGAUUUGAGGGAGCCAAUUGAAAUCUGCUUUCAUGAUUUUAUUAGUUAUCUAACUCAAAUUGUAUUUGUAUUGUCUUCUUUAUUGCAGUAGUUGGUUCAUGUAUGUUCCUUUAAUACAAUUAAUUCCGAAUAUUGUGGAAUGGUCGAUUUUAUUAUUUAUUCGCUUCGCCAGAAAAUAUGUAGAAUUGUUGUUGUUGACUGUGAAUAAAUAACUUUGACAUUUGAA